GCAGCAGCCGCACUCGCGUGAUUCCACAAACAGGCGUCACGCGCGUUAUCCGCUUAAUUUACAUACAUAACACCGCCCAGGGGGACGAACAUGAUAAUCUAUCGACUGAAACCCAGCCGUGCGGAGGGGAGAAUAACACAACCGAGAAAAAGUUUCACCGGGAGAACGCUGUUUUAAACCAAACCAAGUGUUUCGACAGAGGCGGAACAACGUUUGUCGGGCUCUUUGCCCCACUUUUGGAUAUGGACGCUUUGAAAUCCGCCGGAAGGGCAAUUAUCCGGAGCCCUAGUAUCGCCAAACAGUCGUGGGGUGCGGGCAGACAUAAAAAGCUUCCAGAGAACUGGACAGACACGAGGGAGACCCUGUUGGAGGGCAUGGUUUUUCACCUCAAGUACCUGGGAGUCACGAUGGUUGAGCAGCCCAAAGGAGAGGAACUAUCUGCGGCAGCUGUCAAGAGGAUAGUUGCCACUGCCAAAGCCAGUGGAAAAAAACUUCAGAAGGUUACAUUAACGGUCUCCCCACGAGGUAUUAUCCUUUACGACAGUGCCUCCAACCAGCUGAUAGAAAACAUCUCCAUAUACAGAAUAUCCUAUUGCACAGCGGACAAGAUGCACGACAAAGUGUUUGCCUACAUUGUCCAAAAUCAACACAGCGAGGCCCUAGAGUGUCAUGCCUUCCUCUGCACUAAAAGAAAAAUGGCCCAGGCAGUAACCCUAACAGUGGCUCAGGCUUUCAGAGUGGCCUUUGAAUUCUGGCAGGCUGCCAAGGAAGAGAAAGAGAAGAGAGUGAAGUCGGGUUCAGAGGGAGAAGGAGCCAGCAAUUCCCAGUCGGACAGCUCGGCCAGCCUGGGCAGCCUAAAGGGAGGAGCAGUAGCCACAGGAGAACUUCUGAACUUGGCCGAUGGAGCCAAUGUGGCGCUGGUCCACUCAGGGACAAAACAAACUGAAUCGGAUCCCUUUACAGCGCAUAAUCAUUCAACAGAGAACAACAAUACUGUAUGGGAGUUGGAAGACGGUCUGGAUGAAGCUUUCUCGAGCCACAGUCUGGAUAGCUUUGAAUCCUACUCAGACUCGCUGAGUCUCGCACUAACCCCCAGGUCCUGGACAUUGGGGUAAACCCUCAGGAUCUCAACACUGAAGAGUGCCUGUCCCCAGGCAAAUGGGACCAAGAGGAGAUGGACUUCACUCCACAAAAAGACGCGUUUGGGUCCUAAAGUGAAGCCUGUGCCAAGCAGGACGAACCAGGCAAUCACAAUGAGGAGAAAAGGUGGUCAAAUAUGGUUGGAAACUGGAGAGGUGGCACAAAAAAGACUUAUGUGAAACCAGACUUCUGCUGCCACGACCUGACACUGGUGAAGUUCAGUGGCCCUCUGAUGCUUUAGCGUCUUCAGAACCAGAUGAAGCAACAUGAGAAGGCUGUUUACAGAACAGGCUAAAGCAAUAUAGAUCAAUUUAUCCCAUUUUCUAUGGCUAAACAUGCAUUUAAGGUUUGUUGCUGUCUGUUCAUUACUUCCUUUGUGGUGUCUGUUUACCCAUUCAUUGUAAUGUGUUUGUGGUAUGUGUGUGUGUGUGUAAGGUGGGACAUAAGAGCCGUUACAUAUUUUAUUUAGUACAACUGGAUCAGAGGGGAAACUUACUGCCAGCAUUUGGCAGGACUACAAAUGUAAAGUACAGAUGUGCUUCAGGUUUUCAUUGAACAAAAAAUGUAUGUGUUGGUCAAAGAGUUUGUGUAAAAAAUGUAUACAAACAAAACAAUAUUUUUUAAAUAUACAAAAUUUAUUUUUGCACCAGUAUUCAUCCAUCUUUAAAAGCACACAUUUCACAUAAGCAGUUUUAAUGUAAUAAAGCGUUACUCAUUCUUUAGUAGGGCUGUGCAGUGCUUGUUCGCACUCUUCCCCUUGGACAUUUUCAUGUUUUGUUAUUUAACAACUUUGGAUCAGGACGAAUUCUUUAUUCAGCUUUACCUAGACUUCAACAGGCCUGGAUGAGAGCAGAUGUUUAUCCAAAGUAUUUUAUUUAACUUCAAAAGUGCAGACUUGUGUUUGAUUUGUACUAAAGUUUCAGUUAUGCAAUUCACAGUUGAAUAAACAAAACAAGUGCAAGGUUUUGUAUGUGUUGUAACUUGGCAUCUCAUGACUUGUUGAAAUACACACUGACUUUGAUAAAUUAGCAUUUUUAUCUGGGGAUGUGUUUUGCUUUGCACAUGUUAUAUUAUGUGUGAUUUAAUUUAAUUCUUUACAUGAAUUUUAAUAAAAGUGAAAAUGUGAUUAUUUUAAA
Molecule: messenger RNA, 2276 nt
Organism: Betta splendens (Siamese fighting fish)
Lineage: Eukaryota; Metazoa; Chordata; Actinopteri; Anabantiformes; Osphronemidae
Gene: ldlrap1b
Product: low density lipoprotein receptor adaptor protein 1b
Exons: 10
Coding region: 243-1115 (290 amino acids)
Cellular component (GO): early endosome
Source: RefSeq, a predicted model, not a curated record